AUGAACUCGUCUACAUGGAAGCCACACGGCCUGAUCCGUACUCCACAACUGGAGUAUUACUACCAAGAAGCCAGAGCCCCCGUCGAUCCCAAUGGCAACACCGCCCAAGACAAGGAGGACAAGAGUAUUCGGCUCUUCGCACAGCUCCUGGCCAAAUACAUUUUCCCGGGGAAUGAUUACGCCGUCGUCCCUGGGCCGACACCAUCCACCCAAGCACGAAAGCCCAGUGACUUGGUUGUCGAGCGGUGCACCACCAACAUGGACUUCGAGGUCCUAUGUUUCGUCGAUGCCAAGAAGCCCACCAAUAUUGCCGCGGCUCGGGUCGCCUACCUCGAGCAGCAAGCUCUGAGCCACUGCACGGAGUUCCUCCGUGCAAACCCAACCUACAAGCGCGCCUACGCGUGCACCGUUGUGGGAACCCACAUCCGCUGCUGGAUGGUGAUCCCAGACUGUGGCGGCGGCGUGGAUAUGACGGGCAUGUGGUCGUGGUUUCAACUGGGGACCUUUGAGCACUACAUGGACGUCGGUCUGGACGCCAACAGAGCCAUAUUGGAACGGUCAUUCAACCAGAUGCGGAAUGUUCCCCCAUCUCGGGCGCACUAA
Molecule: messenger RNA, 603 nt
Organism: Clonostachys rhizophaga
Lineage: Eukaryota; Fungi; Ascomycota; Sordariomycetes; Hypocreales; Bionectriaceae
Source: the annotation of a GenBank genome assembly